UCCAAAAAUUACUCCAUUCCCCUAUUAACACUCCAAUUCUAUAUUUACAUUGAACAAUGUGAAAUUUCUAUUUAUAUUGCCUAAGAGUCAUAACCAUAAAAACAAAUUAAUGCCUCUAGAGUCUACACAUGUAGAUGUUUUUUGACUCCAAUCUUGAGGCACUUUUUUAGAUCUAAGUUUCACUCAACAUGGUUUUGAAUGAUUGUGUCAAUCAUCAUCAUCAUCAUCAUUCAUCUGAAAUGUCCUUUAGAAUAACACAAGAUAGUAGAUUCUUCUCUAGGCUAAUGUCCAAGGAAACCUCAAAUGCAAACUCAUCUUCAAGGAGAGUGUUCUACUAUGGUGAAACAUCAGUUGCUGUUCCUUUCACUUGGGAAGCACAGCCUGGAACACCUAAACAUCCUUUGUCAGAAACCUCUCUACCUCCUCUCACACCUCCACCUUCUUAUUCUACUACCAAUAAGUCCAAUGCCAAGAGAAGCAACUCAAAACUCAACAUGUUUUUAGCCAUUUUGCCUAGGCUGGUUGGUUCAAGGAAGACUCAUGUUUCGCCUUCUUCGUCGUCCUCGUCUUGGUCCUCGUCCUCGUCUUCGUCGUCGUCCUCGUUUUCGAUGAGAGACGGAAGGCUCUCGAGAUCUCGUCGCGGAUCAAGGUCUUUGAAAAGCAAGAUUUCUAGUGGGUUUAGAGGGUGCUAUCCUUUUGGGAGCAUGAAGAAUGCAAGUGUAAGCCAUGGUGCACUUUAGUUUAAUUAAUUCCUAUGGUUGUUGUAGAAAUCUUUGAAAUUUUAGUUGUUUAUUUGCUUAGAAUGAUGUUUGUGUUAAGUUUCAUUUGUCAAACAUGGCAUAAUAUUAUUGAUGUCAUUUCUCAUGAUGAAAAUUAAUAAUAUAUGUUUAUGGUAUAAA
Messenger RNA from Vicia villosa (hairy vetch), 899 nucleotides. RefSeq lists its product as uncharacterized. The transcript has a single exon. Lineage: Eukaryota; Viridiplantae; Streptophyta; Magnoliopsida; Fabales; Fabaceae. The coding region runs from base 189 to 740 and encodes 183 amino acids. The record is from RefSeq and is a predicted model, not a curated record.